UUUGCCAGUUUCGCCACCUUGCACGAACAAACCGCUCGUGCCUCGUGCCGGCCCGGGGUCCAGCGGCCCGGGAGCAGCAGUUGGCUCCGAACGCUGUCGUCGGAAAGCGGCACACCCGUUUGCGCCAGCGAUCUUCCUCCCAGCCGCUCAGGGUCACAGCUGAACCAGCCGGCGAGAGCGUCGCUGGAGAAAGAAAGAGGCCUGACCACGGAGCGCGAUGUCACCUACACGACCCCUGCCUCCGGCUGUGCGACACAAAGCAAAAACGACGACACGCACUGCGGUGGCGGCUGCUCGUGCUAGAAACGCACCCGCUGCUCGAACUGCAAGACCCACGGUUCCGGCGCCGGCAGCCCCGAGGACCGGUGGUGGAGCGGCGGCGAGACCCGCCAUGAUGGCCGCGCCUCCCGCGAUGGCCGCGCCACCUGGAGGCCUCAUGAUGCUACCGGCAGCCCAGCCGGCAGUGUGGUCACGUGGCCCGUUCGUUCAGAUGCCGACGCUACUGCUCGUGCAGCCCAACGUGCAACCGAUCGCGGGCUGUCCCGCCGGACUCGAGUACCUGGUGCACGUCGACCAGCUGCUAGUGCACCAGCAGUUUCAGCUCCUGGAAAUGUUCAUACCGUUCGAGCAACAGAACAAGUACGUCGUCAAGAACACCAUGGGCCAGUUCAUCUUCAUGGCGCACGAGAAGAGCAGCCUGGCCAGCCGCUGCUGCUGCGGCAGCUGCCGGCCCUUCGAGAUGUCGCUGCUCGACUACCGCCGCUUCGAAGUGUUGCGGCUGUACCGGCCGCUCCGCUGCGCCGACUCCUGCUGUUUUUGCUGCCUCCAGGAGAUGGAGGUUCACUCUCCGCCGGGCAUCAUCAUCGGAUCGAUAAAACAGGACUGCUCCUUCAUCUUUCCCUACUUCUCGAUCCGGGACAGCAGCGGCAACGUAGUGCUCCGUAUCAUCGGGCCCUGCUGCACUUCGUCCAUCUGCUGCAGCGACGUCGUCUUCGACAUCACGACCAGGGACGGGAUAAGAAAGAUCGGCCAGCUCUCGAAGAACUUUAACGGCCUGUGCCUGGAGGCCCUUACCGACGUCGACAACUUCACGUUGAUCUUCCCGAUCGACCUGGACGUCAAGAUGAAGGCCACGCUGCUAGGCGCGGUCUUUUUGAUUGUUUCGCUACCUGCACGAACAAACCGCUCGUGCCUCGUGCCGGCCCGGGGUUCCAGCGGCCCGGGAGCAGCAGUUGGAUCCGAACGCUGCUGUCGGGAAGUGGCACACAGGUUUGCGCCAGCGAACUUCCUCCCAGCCGCUCAGCGUCACAGAGCUGAACCAGCUGGCGAGAGCGCCGCUGAAGAAAAGAAAAAGAAACGAGGCUUGACUACAGAGCGCGAUGCCACCUACACGACCCCCGGCUCCGGGUGUGCGACCCAUGGCACCAACGACGACACCCACCGCGGCCGCGGCUGCUGCUGCUACAAACGCACCCGCUGCUCGAACUCUCAGACCCACGGUUCCGGCGCCGGCGGCCCCGACGGCCGGUGGUGGACCGGCGGCGAGACCCGGCAUGAUGGCCACGCCUCCCGCGAUGGCCGCGCCACCUGGAGGCGUCAUGAUGCUACCGGCAGCCCAGCCGGCAGUGAGGUCACGUGGCCCGUUCGUUCAGAUGCCGACGCUACAGCUCGUGCAGCCCAACGUGCAACCGAUCGUGGGCUGUCCCGCCGGACUCGAGUAUCUGAUGCACGUCGACCAGCUGCUAGUGCACCAGCAGAUCCAGCUCCUGGAAAUGAUCAUACCGUGGGAGCAGGAGAACAAGUACGUCGUCAAGAACACCAUGGGCCAGUUCAUCUUGAUGGCGUACGAGAAGAGCGACUUGGCGAGCCGCUGCUGCUGCGGCAGCAGACGACCCUUCGAGAUGUCGAUGCUCGACUACCGCAGCGUCGAAGUUUUGCGGCUGUACCGGCCGCUCCGCUGCGACAGCGGCUGCUGCUUUUGCUGCCUCCAGGAGAUGGAGGUUCAAUCUCCGCCGGGCGUCAUCAUUGGCUCGAUAAAGCAGGACUGCUCCGUCGUCUUUCCCUACUUCUCGAUCCGGGACAGCAGCGGCAACGUAGUGCUCCGGAUCACCGGGCCCUUCUGCACUUCGUCCAUCUGCUGCAACGACGUCGUCUUCGACAUCACGACAAAAGACGGCAAAACAAAGAUCGGCCAGCUCUCUAAGAACUUCAACGGCCUGUUCCUGGAGGCCAUCACCGACAUUGACAAUUUCACGGUGACCUUCCCCAUCGACCUAGACGUCAAGAUGAAGGCCACGCUGCUAGGCGCCGUCUUUUUGAUUGACUUCAUCUUCUUCGAGAGCGCCGCCGGUGGGUCCAACAUGGAUCUUCCUGGCAACAUCAUAAAUUAGCUAUUCGACGACCACCGA
This is a messenger RNA of Dermacentor albipictus, 2408 nucleotides long. The record is from RefSeq and is a predicted model, not a curated record. NCBI's taxonomy places the organism in Eukaryota, Metazoa, Arthropoda, Arachnida, Ixodida, Ixodidae.